Somion occarium is the source of this 1101-nucleotide messenger RNA. The record is from the annotation of a GenBank genome assembly. NCBI's taxonomy places the organism in Eukaryota, Fungi, Basidiomycota, Agaricomycetes, Polyporales, Cerrenaceae.
ACAGCAUUCUUGCUAGCAAUCCACGCAUAGUUGGCCAUACAUCCACGCUCUAAGUCUGUAACUCUAGCUGAAGUCCUUUUCUUGUCCCCUAAAUAUCCCCUGAAUAUCUCUGGACAUCACACUCAGGUCCAAAUGAACCUUCGCAAAAUCGAAACGGGUGAGCCCCUAAAGAUCCCUGAAGGCAAGUUCGAUCGCUCGUGCGCAAAUCGACCUCAAUGCAACGUCUCUACCGUCGGAGGCAACCCGGUGAAGUUCUUCACUUGUGCAGGUUGCAAAUGUGAAUUCUACUGUAGUAAAGCAUGUCAGAAGGAGCAUUGGCCAAUCCAUAAAGUUCGCUGCAAACAAACCCAGGAAGAAAUUUCGAGGCUAAAGCGUGUCAACCCCGCUGUAAUGCGGUCCGACGUGACCCCAGCACAGAUGUAUGAAGAGCUUCCAUCGUUCCGCAAACACUUUGAUAUGGCGAUAUUCGCAUGUGGAAUCAACGCUUUGCGUUCUCAACUCGGUGACAACCCGAAGAAAUGGCACACCUACUACUUGCUCAUUCAACUCAGGCGAUUAGUCGGAGACCUUAGUGACCGCCCCCGUUGGGCUCGCUUCGCUGUGGCACGUGUCCACGUUCGUCCUGCGACAGACCUCGGAAUUCGAUCCUUCAAGUCACUCAUUGGCAAUGUGAUCAUUCAGCAGGAUAGAGAUAGUAAUAAUGGUGGAGAAGUGGUUGAAUGGCAGAAGUAUGAGAACAAAUAUGGGCACUUCUUCUGCUCGAUCGGGAUCCCGGCCGUGGAUAGACCGGGUAUUAAUGGCCUUGUCAGCCUUGUCACUGGACAAUCUUGCGACAUUUGUUUCACAAAAGAGGAAUUUGAUGGAGUUGAGAAGAUUUCGAAUUGGGAAGGGUUCCUUAUUGCUGCUGUCGAGUCCAAGUCUCAAAAAGCCCGGAAGGCUGGCUAGAGGUCCUCCCCGCGAUAGGUUCUAUUUCCUCACCCCUGACUUGUGAUGCUCAGCGUACAUUAUUGGUGACGAAUGCUUCGUUCUUGAAUUGUAUUCUAAAGUCAGGAUUGCUUAUAUAAUCUAACCAAUAUUUCAUUUGUUUUCCGAUUUUACGUC